UGGAGCAUUUCACAUAGCAGGACUACGGGCGCGCGCGCGCUCGUUACAUAUCUGUUUUUAACUUAAAAACCGAAAGAAGUCCGCAGCAGCAGCAGUACUAUCCUGAGAUUUAUCGCAACGCCAACUUUUCCCAAUCGUAGCGCUUUAUUUUUUCAAACAGUUCAUGUGGUGACAUAGGCGAAGAUCGUCAGUCCUCGCGCUGGUGCUGAACUGCAGCGUGCGCUGUCUUCACUGUUGAGCGCUCGUCAGGGGAGCGGACCUGCAUCCUAAAGCAAACCUCUCUGAGACAUUGCAGUCCUGUCACGUCUCCGGCUCUCCUAUUUGCCUUAACCACGAGAGAGAGAGAGAGAGGAGAGGAGAAGAAGAAGUAGCUGAACGGUGGUGACAUGGCAAGAAGCAGCAUCAUUUAAAGCGUCUUAUGCUCUUUUCAUUGCACUGCAGCAACCUGAUGCAGUGAAGGAGCUCUUGAGGCUAUGUACGUGCCUGCUUUUGGUGAAAGCAUGUUGUGGGUUACGCUGCUAAGCACAAUUGCACUCGGAUGGACGACUCCUAUCCCUCUACUUGACGAUUCAGAAGAAAUAGACGAGCCUUGCUUUGAGCCCUGCUACUGUGAGGUGAAGGAAGGCCUGUUUCACAUUCAUUGUGACGGGAAAGGAUUUACAAAUAUUAGCCAGGUCUCACAGACGUGGCUUAGACCGUUCAAGCUCUACCUGCAGAAAAACUCCUUACGGAAGCUCUACUUCAACAGUUUUCUGCACUUGAACAAUGCAGUGGCCAUUAAUCUGGGCAAUAAUGCCUUGCAGGACAUCCAUGUUGGAGCUUUCAAUGGUUUGGCCUCCCUGAAAAGAUUGUACCUUCACGAAAACAAGCUGGAAGUGUUUCGGAACGACACGUUUCUCGGACUGGAAAGUUUGGAAUACCUUCAGGCCGACUAUAACGUUAUCAAGAGGAUAGACAGCGGGGCGUUUCGAAAUCUUCACAAACUCAGAGUGCUCAUCCUUAAUGACAAUUUAAUACCCGUGCUACCGACUUUUCUUUUUCGAUCUGUCUCUCUGACACACCUUGAUUUGAGAGGAAAUCGACUAAAGACUUUGGCUUAUAAAGGGAUUUUGGAAUAUAUUGGUCGCAGUCUCAUGGAGAUCCAGUUGGAGGAGAACCCUUGGAACUGUGUCUGUGACAUCAUCCAGCUCCAGGCCUGGUUGGAGCGGAUACCGUAUACUGCGGUCGUCGGAGAGAUCACAUGCGAGUACCCUUUCCACCUCCACGGAAAGGAUCUUAGAGAGAUCAAACGCAAUGAGCUGUGUCCCACACUGAGCGAGGCAGAGAUUGAGUCGAUUCUAGGCAUCCCGCACUUACCUUCCUACACAGGAAGGGUAAGGCCUACAAAGCCGUCAUCUAUAGUCUCCCCAAAUCAAAACACAGUCUCUUCUGUAGAACAAAGAGAAAGGACUCCAAAGCCUACAAAAAGGCCCAGGUCCUCAAAGACACCUCCAACACCCCGCAGUGUGUUCCCUAAUCAGCCACCCAUAGCCGGAUAUCAGACACGACCUCCUAUACCAAUAAUUUGCCCCAUUGGGUGCACCUGUAACUUGCACAUUAACGAUCUUGGUCUGACAGUCAACUGUAAAGAAAAUGGAUUUCGAAACAUUUCUGAGUUAAUGCCCCGACCCUUAAAUGCUAAGAAGCUUUACUUAAGUGGAAAUCUCAUUCAGAGAAUUUAUAAGUCAGAUUUUUGGAAUUUUUCCAGUCUUGAUUUAUUACACUUGGGUAACAAUCAAAUAUUCCAUGUCCAAGAAGGAGCUUUUGUCAAUCUCCCUAAUUUGAGAAGCCUUUACCUGAAUGGUAAUAACAUUGAAAGGUUAACUAUUGAUAUGUUCCACGGCUUGCAGAAUCUUCGCUAUUUGUAUUUUGAAUACAACGAAAUAAGAGAAAUCCAGCCGGCUGCCUUCAGUUUAAUGUCUUCGCUGCAGCUAGUCUUUCUUAACAACAACCUCCUGCGCACACUACCCGUGGGAGCGUUCGCAGGUACAUCACUAACACGCCUGAACCUGCGCAACAACUAUUUUCAUUGCCUCCCGGUCAGCGGCGUUCUCGAACACCUGCAUGCUGUGGUCCAGAUCGACCUGAAUCAGAACCCCUGGGAUUGUUCCUGUGACAUCAUUCCUCUGAAAGAGUGGCUGGACACACUGAGUUCAGUGGUCAUAGUAGGAGAGGUAGUGUGUAAGACCCCAGAGCUGGUCUCGGGAAAGGAUUUACGUACUUUGAAUUCAGAGGUCAUUUGCCCUGAGCUUCGGCGGUCUUCGCUGUCUCCAGCCGAGUCGGACGGUGGGCUCAUCACCACGUAUCCUGGAGUUGGGGCACACCCGCCGAAAGGUGCCAUACCGCUCUCGGUUCUCAUUCUCAGCCUGCUGGUUCUGUUCGUGUCUGCCUUCUUUGCCGCUGCGGCUCUUUGUGCAUAUGCUCUUAAAAAGCGUGAAAAGCUCCCCUUUAAGAGGCAAGGGGAGGUGGGCUUGGCAGGCAUUCAGAUGGAAUGUGGAAUAUUCACAGAACAGCCACCCACCUUACCAGAGACUCCUCCCACCAAUCACGUGUACGAUAGCAUCGGCGCUGCCUCCUCGCACAUGUGCAGUAACCCGGUUUACAAAAGAGGAAAGGAGGACUCGGGGCAGAAGCAUCCUUUCACCGAGACAAAUGAGAGCGGAUCACAUUACAGAACGUUGAUGGAGAAGGAAAAGGAGUGGACUGUGGCUAUCUCCAGCUCUCCCAUUAAUACUAUUGCCAGUGUCGGAGUACCGUGUGGUGACAUUGCUGGCUUUCAUGAAAAUGGAAUACUCUGUCCAACUGUCAUUGACAGCCAGGGUCCCACUCCCAAGGUGGGACUGGUGGACAGUCUUUUUGGCACAACUGCCCCCUUUAACAACCUGCCUGACAGGCACACGCAGCCACCCUCAGAGUUCCCACACGUGAAACAGGAUGUCAGACAAAAGCAAACGAUCACAAGCACCACAGGGACAAGGACAGGAUGUCCUAAUCAAACCCAAAGUGAUUACCCCGAGCUGAGGGCUAGACUCAAAACAAAGGUGGAUUACAUUGAUAUGCUGGAGAGAUCAUAUCAGUUCUAAGACAUAAGUCAGAUAUAAGACUGCACAUCCUAAAUGAAAAUGGUAAGAUGGAUGGAAAGAGAAUGAAUGCGAUGUAAGAUGUACGGUUUUCCCUCAAGUUGCUCUGGAGGAAAUCCCUAAUUCAGAUUUUUUGAAGUGCCUUCAUAAGAGCAGCCAGCAAUGUUGUAAAUGAGUAUUUUUGUAUUACAGUUUUAUUUAUCUAAAACACAUAGAUUUACAUUGGAUGGAAAAGAAUCAAGUGCUGUUUUGCAAAAACUGCAAUGUCGAUGAUUAACAUACCGGACUAGUCACGUGUAUGAAUGCUGAGCGUGCGGUCUUGGCUUUCACCUUGUUUGCUUUGAAAAGAUUUUUAUUUACCUGAAAAUUGUCCUUCAGCAAUAGAGAUACUGCAGUUAUUGUAUAACUGUUGAGUGCUUUGUUGAAUCUGUAUUUUCGAAUUGAGUAGAUUGUCUUUAAUGGGACUUAUCGAAGGGUUUUAUGGACCAAGAUACGGUCACGACAUGUAAACUUUUGGGAAAUAUUGAUCACGUCCAAGUAAGUACCUUUUCACGGUCUAUUUCACAAAGGCGGGGACAGAUAUGUGCAUAUAUUUAUUCUUAGAUUUCAGUGUUGCAAUUAUUAUUGUAAGACAUCAUGUUAAAUCAAUGUAUAAUGAUUAUGCCUCUGGUUUAGACUUCCUUGAAAAAACCCAUGAGCUUAAUAAAGGGUGCUAAGCAAA
Molecule: messenger RNA, 3840 nt
Organism: Misgurnus anguillicaudatus (oriental weatherfish)
Lineage: Eukaryota; Metazoa; Chordata; Actinopteri; Cypriniformes; Cobitidae
Gene: slitrk3b
Product: SLIT and NTRK-like family, member 3b
Biological process (GO): axonogenesis; positive regulation of synapse assembly
Cellular component (GO): postsynaptic density membrane; GABA-ergic synapse
Molecular function (GO): protein binding
Source: RefSeq, a predicted model, not a curated record